GUCGUAUUUUGGUAACCCGGAACCGCACUAUCAAAUCGAAAUAAACGACAUCGACCUGAUAUCGACGCGAUUAUCGAGCGCCACUGGUAGCAUCAGUUUGAGCGCGUAACUUUAGCCGAUAGGACGACGACUAGAGCCGAUCCCGGUGUUUAUCGCUAGGAGGUAGCGCUCGCUUAUACAUUUUACCACGAGGAAUUAUCCAGAGGCGGACAAAACGACACAAUGUUAAGCGUAAUGAAUCAAUUACCUUCCAUCAAACUGGGUGAUUUAACCCUGGAAAUCGAACUUGGAGCACCAAGUACCGAAAUCCAGGAAGUUGCCAUAAAAGAACUUCGUGAAUCAUCGGAACUUCAAAAACAAGCUGUAGAACAUCUCAAAGAACUUCUGAAAAAUGAACCUGACCUGAAAUGCCCCCUAGAUAAUGAAGCUUGGAUAAUUCGAUUCCUUCGACCGUGCAAAUAUUAUCCUGAAUCAUCUCAAAAACUUGUUAAAAAUUAUUAUAAUUUCAAAGUAAAACACUCAAAUGUGUAUGAUGGUCUUAAACCAAGUAAUGAACGAAAUAUUUUUGAACAAAAUAUUCUCACAGUCUUACCAAAUCGUGAUCAAUACGGACGACGAAUUCUCAUAAUUGAACUUGGAAAAAAAUGGAAACAUAAUGAAGUCACUCUUGAUGAAGUAUUUAAGGGCUGUGUAUUAUACCUUGAAGCAGCGAUGCUAGAACCCACAACUCAAAUUGCCGGAGCAGUAGUUAUUUUCGAUAUGGAUGGUUUGUCCCUUCAACAAACAAUGCAGUUUACGCCACCUUUUGCCAAGAGGAUCGUUGAUUGGCUACAGGAUGCUAUGCCACUUAGAAUUAAAAAUAUACAUAUUGUUAACCAGCCUUAUAUAUUUAAUAUGGUUUUCGCGCUAUUCAAACCUUUCCUUAGAGAAAAAUUAAAGAGCAGAAUAAUUUUUCACGGAAAAGAUCGCAAAUCACUUCAUAAAUACAUCUCAACAAAAUGCUUACCAGACUGCUAUGGUGGAAAUCUAAAAAUUCCAAGAGUUAGUGGUAACCAGUGGCUAGAUCUUCUGAUAAUGUGCGACAACGAAUAUGUUGCUAUUAAUUCGUAUGGAUAUAAUAAGAAGUAGAAGUGAUGAAACUGCUAUAUCCAAAAUUCAUCAAAUUUUCAAUGCUUUAGGAAAUAUUCUUAACAUGUACAUGAUAUUAUUCAAGAAUAUCUUCCAGACUUCAAUAUCAAAUAUUUUAAAUAUUUUAAAUACAUAAAAGGAAAAAGUAGAUGGUAGUCUAGUGCUUAUAAUAUAGAAAAUAUUUAAUUGUUAUUGUUGAUACCAUAACGGUUUAAAUGUAGUGAGAUUAAUAAUUUGCAUACGCUAUUGAAAUUUACAUAUUGACUGCAACAUAAUACUUGCAAGAUAUAAUAAAUCAAACGAAAAUUUAACUUCGCAUACGAAAUUUAACGAUUCAAAAUACAAUUAAUAAAAUAUAUUCAUUGGACAUAGAAUUAAAUUGAACAACGUGUGAACCAAGAACAAAAUAUUAUUGUAACUACUGUUAUUAUGAAUUACAGUAGGUUUUUAAUUAGUGCAAAUAUUCUUGUAUUAUAAAUACUUAUAAAUUAUAACUAAUUAUAUGCGCUUAUGUGAAUUAAUUAAGAUCAGAAUGAUAAAGCUGUCCAUAAAAUGAUAAGUAAAAGUAUUUUUCUAUUAUAUUUAUUAGCUUGUACGAUAAAAUAUGAAGAAGUAAUUAUAUUAAAA
Ceratosolen solmsi marchali is the source of this 1755-nucleotide messenger RNA. RefSeq names its product alpha-tocopherol transfer protein-like. The transcript has 6 exons. The coding region runs from base 223 to 1128 and encodes 301 amino acids. Gene Ontology annotation, molecular function: phosphatidylinositol bisphosphate binding. NCBI's taxonomy places the organism in Eukaryota, Metazoa, Arthropoda, Insecta, Hymenoptera, Agaonidae. The record is from RefSeq and is a predicted model, not a curated record. Gene Ontology annotation, cellular component: membrane.